UAAAUUAGUUUCUUUAGGUUGUUUGUGGUGUUUAGGAUGACAGCUGAUCACUCCUCACAACUCAGACCAAAUUUCCCAUUCAAGUUUUUUCUCUCCCCUUACCAUGUGAUAAACAAUCAGGAAAUGGCCUGCAGUGCUGAUGGCUUACCCACAAGUGAGGCCCUCAGUCUCUUGCAUGAGGACAUCUCCAUCGCUUUGGAUGAAUAUCAGAAGACAGAAGCUGAAAAGAACAAAGGUUUUGGACCAAAGAGUGUUCUGUAUGAAGCCUUCCACCACAAGAGUAGUCUCUCUGUGUUUCAUUGGACAUCAGUGAUAGCGUUGAUCGUUGAAGGCAUCGUGCUGCUGGUGGCCUUCGCUGCAUGUAAUGACCCCAGGUACCAGCAUCUUCCUGCCGAGUCCUUCUUCAUUUUCUUAGCAGUAAUUCUUAACGUGUACUUGGUGUGGUGGGACACUCAGCUGAGGCACAAAGAGGUCCCAAGACUCACACACAACGUCUUAAAGGAUCUUAAAGAAUACCACGGCAAUGUGUUGUGGUCUGCCGAGAACUAUCCUCACCUCCACUCCCCCUGCAUCACCCUCCAGUGGACUCGUCGCGAUGGUAACACAGUCAACCUCCCUUGGUCUCUCCUGGUGCGUGGGGAUAUUAUACUCAUGAAACCUGGACAGAAAGUUCCUGCUAGAUGUAGGCCCAUGCAGUUUUAUGGACUUGUGGCUUCUUCAACCUUGAGCUGUGACCCCUUGUGAGGCGGACGUCCGCCAGCUCCAGGUAUGUACAUUAGACCAAGCAGUGCCCCCUGAGGUGUUUAUACACAUUGAUUAGGUCGCCUCUCGCCCGUCUGUAGUAUAAGCUAGGUAGUUGCAGGCGUUCUAAUCUCUCUAAGUAUUUGAGGUUCUGUAGAGUAGGCCCCAGUCUGGUAGCCCUCCUUUGGACAUUUUCAAUCAAUUGACAGUCUCUAGUAUACCUUGGGGAAGCAUCUGCUAAUGCCAGAAGAAUUCAUUCAGCUAAAAGGUUAAAGAGCAUAGAAACUCAGUUGCAACUUUCAUAUUCAAAAUCUAUCGGCUGUGAAACAGUUUUUAGAUAGACAGUGUCUUGUGGCACUUAUAUUCACUUAUUUUGUCUUGGGUUGACUAUUUUAACUCUUUAUGGGUUUGCCUACCUAAUUAUCUAGUGAAAAAAGUUCAGGGUGGUGAAAAAGGAUGCCAGGCUUACAUGUGCUCUCCUACUGGGGACUUCCACUACCCUAUUCUUAAUCGAAUUGCACUGGCUUCCAAUUAAAGAAAGAAAAAAGUUCAAACUCUGCCUAAUGACUUUUAAGGCACUUAUGUUUGAUGAGCCUAAGUAAUUGUCCAACCUACUAAAUCCUCUGACCUAGAGCAUUGUGGAAAUGCUCUUUUGUGGCCCAAUCCUUUUCCUAUAUCGCACCCAGAUUGUACAAUCAUUUGCCUGCAUCCAUGAAGCAGCUGACUUCUGUGGAGGCUUUUAAGAAACAACUUAAGACCUUUCUUUUAUUUUGAAAGCACAUGAUCCUGAAAAGAGCUUUGGAAGUGAUACAACUUAAGGAUUAAUGAACUGUCACUUCUUGUGAUUUUUGUUAUAUUUUUAUUUUUAUUUUUUUAUUCUCAGAACUUUGACUUGUGAAAUUUUGAGCGCUAGUGAAUUACUUGGAAGAAUUGGAGCUUUUGUUUCUCAAAAGUGCCAGCUUUUAUUAUUAUUAAAACAAUAUCUGAUUGAUCAAUAAAUCUCCCAGAGCUAACUGGGUACUAAGGGCAUGGAAUGGGGGGAGGGGAGGGAAGAGUGCAAAGAAGAGGAGAGAGAGAUGAUAGAAGGGAAAGGAGAGGAAAUUAAUUCACUUACCAAAGAACAUAGUAAAAUCCAUACGAUCUUCAGUUGGAACCUUGUGCUUCAGGAAGACCAUGUAACAGGCAUAAAGAAUAGCUCCAGCUAUUGACCAUACCACACCAACAGGCACAACUGAACUUUCAAGGUUGAGGUCUUCCAAACUAACAAAAACCUGAAAAGUAAUUGGCAAGACAUAUAUCCAAAAUAUCUUAAAAAUAUUUGUUGGGUAUAUUCAAAGUUUUAAACUGUUUUUUCUUGGAUAAACACUGUCAUCAAUCACAAAACAGUAAUGAGGUCUCCUAGCUUUCAAACAUGUAUCAUUAUCACAUGUACACUUUCCAGAACAUGUAGUGUAUCUCGAAAACUAGAUACACUACAAUACUGUACAGGGAUCCCCGACUAACGAACGUCCAACUUACGAACGCCUGCAGAUAUGAAUGGGGUUAAAUGUGAAAUUUACAGUAUCUCUUUAAUUUACCUGUAAGCCCCCCAGAAGAUGUUUUAAAUCUGACCAAUAUCAUGUACAUUUUGAGGCUAUGUGCACUUGAUAUUAGGAGAUAUUCUAAAAUCAAUAGUAAAUACUUUUUACAAUACAAAAAUGCCUGAGUACAAUACUGCAUUAAAGAAAAAGUAUUGGAAUUUUCUGUUGAAAAGGGAACCCCCGCCCUGGAUCCACCCAUGUGGUUAUUUGCACAUACAGGUACAAAAUAUUUAAAGUCAACAACAUCCUGCAGUCUCCCAUCCACACCACUGCACCUCUUGUGUACCCACCUUCCACACUCACUGCACAUUACUGAUGCUACCAACACCAUUCUUACAGACAACACAUAGCCAUUAGCAAUUUUGGAUAGUGCAAACUUUGAGGAUGGAAAUUUCUGAAAAAUAGUUGAAUUAUGAUAUAUUAUGAACUAUGGAAGUUUUGGUGGAUAAAUAUCACAAAGAUGAAGCAUAAAAUUUUAUAUGCUAAAAUCUGGGCCUUUGGCUGGUUAUGUGCUACAGUCUUAAAAAAAUAAAAUAAUAUAAUAUACCUGUAAUAAUAUAAAAAUGGACAGUACUGUACAUUACAUCUAAUACAAUAUUUGACUACUUACCACACCUGCAACCAUAAGAAGAACUGAGGCCAAUUUGGAGAGAGUAAACUUGUCUGUUAAGGAUGAUGGAAAUAUGGCAGCAAGAAUCAAGGUAAACAAUCCAGAUGUUGAUGAAAUAAUAUUGACAACACCAGCUUCUGUGUUGCUAAGUGCUAUUUGGUAGCUGUAAUUGCCUGCAAACCAC
Messenger RNA from Homarus americanus (American lobster), 3115 nucleotides. Its product is annotated as transmembrane protein 94-like. The transcript is spliced from 6 exons. The coding region runs from base 37 to 744 and encodes 235 amino acids. The record is from RefSeq and is a predicted model, not a curated record. Lineage: Eukaryota; Metazoa; Arthropoda; Malacostraca; Decapoda; Nephropidae.